Molecule: messenger RNA, 2489 nt
Organism: Entelurus aequoreus (snake pipefish)
Lineage: Eukaryota; Metazoa; Chordata; Actinopteri; Syngnathiformes; Syngnathidae
Product: SWI/SNF-related matrix-associated actin-dependent regulator of chromatin subfamily E member 1-like
Exons: 12
Coding region: 212-1486 (424 amino acids)
Biological process (GO): negative regulation of DNA-templated transcription
Cellular component (GO): SWI/SNF complex
Molecular function (GO): nuclear receptor binding; nucleosomal DNA binding
Source: RefSeq, a predicted model, not a curated record
GAACAUUCUGCAGCUCUCCUCCGCGCCAGCUCCUAUUUAUUCUUGAGGAAGCAAGCUAUCCGGAUAGCCAUCCCCAGUCAAAGCCACAACAUAUUUCAUACAGUGGUGGGGGGGAAAGCGUUUAUGCACCGAUGAGAUUGAAGUGAAACAUUUAUCUGUGCCAAGAUGUCAACACCAAUGAGAUUAAAGUGAAACAUUUAUCUGUGCCAAGAUGUCAAAGAGGCCGUCCUAUGCUCCUCCCCCUCCCCCCGUCCCUACAACACAAAUGCCCAACAAUUCAGGGUUUGUGGGGUACAAUCCCUACAGCCAUCUGGCCUACAACAACUACAGACUGGGAGGGAGCCAAAGCAGCAACAGUCGGGUAACGAAUUCCCCCGGAAUAAAUAUUCCAAAACCACCCAAGCCACCCGAUAAGCCAUUGAUGCCAUACAUGAGAUACAGUCGAAAGGUUUGGGAUCAAGUAAAAGCCUCCAAUCCUGAUCUGAAGCUAUGGGAAAUUGGGAAGAUAAUCGGUGGCAUGUGGAGGGACCUCACUGAUGAGGAGAAACAGGAUUAUUUGAAUGACUACGAAGCAGAGAAGAUCGAAUAUAACGAAAGCAUGAAGGCUUAUCACAACUCGCCAGCAUACCUGGCUUACAUCAAUGCAAAAAGCCGUGCUGAGGCGGCACUGGAAGAAGAGAGCCGCCAGAGGCAGUCCAGACUUGACAAAGGGGAGCCUUACAUGAGUAUUCAGCCAGCUGAGGAUCCAGAUGAUUAUGAUGAUGGAUUUUCAGUAAAGCACUCGGCAGCUGCCCGUUUCCAGCGCAACCACCGUCUGAUAAGUGAGAUUCUCAGUGAGAGUGUAGUCCCUGAUGUGCGGUCUGUUGUUACCACUGCUCGUAUGCAGGUCCUCAAACGCCAGGUUCAGUCUUUGAUGGUUCACCAGAGAAAGUUGGAAGCUGAGUUGCUUCAGAUUGAAGACCGCCACCAGGAUAAGAAAAGAAAAUUCAUUGGAGCCACAGAGUCGUUCACAAAUGAGCUCAAAAGACUUUGCUGUAUGAAAGUGGAAGUGGACAUGGAGAAGAUAUCUGCAGAUAUGUCUGCAGCAGAAGAGGCAGCCCGCAAACGGAUGGCUGAACGAGAGAAAGAUACAGGAGGAGUUAAAGAGGCGCCCAGCUGUGUCUUAACAGAAGAAGAAAAACAUGCCUGUACAACUCAUGGCAAAUCCCAACAGAAUACACUGAGUGAAAGUACUACCAAGGAAGGCGAGGAUACAGAGGCUGCCAUCAAAGAUCCACGAGGGAAGCAGAAGGCCUCAGAGAAACUUGAGGCUCCGCCUGGCAGUGAAGAAGGAGCAUCCGAGGACAAGGAGAGUGUCCUGGAGGGAGCCAUAGAGGAGGGAACCAGUGACAGCAACACAGGCUCUGAGACCACGUCUGCUCAGACAGAAGAUGCUCUGACAAGUGAACCAUCAGAAAAUAGCAGCAGGGCAAGAGCGGCCCAUUAAGUCAGCCGCUGUUUGUUAUAUCAGAACUAAUUCGUCCUUCACCGUCAAUCAUCUCUUUUUGACAGAACAAGCCUGAAGAUGAAAUGGCAUAUACCGUACAUUGAAAUGUUUGACUCUCAUCUCAAAACUGUCUGAUUACAGUGGCACUUGUUUAUUAUCCUAUUACCAAAAAGUGCCCGCUGAAGUCGACCAUGACAUGCAUGAUCAUCCGCUUUUGACGACCGCAUUUGAGACUCAAAGGGAUCAUUUAUACGAUAAAUAGGUCAGUUAGUGUUAGUGUUUUUACAAAAGAUGACUUUUGGUUACGUCAGUGAAAACAAAAACAGUGGGCGAGGCAAUGGAAAAAAAAAAAAAAUCCUUCAGACGCUCUUUCAUCCUCCUUCCUGCAGCCCACAAAAUGCACUAGUUAAAAUUUGCACAAAUGAAGGAAAAACAUUUGAAAAAAUGUUAUAUCACCCGUUGUUAUGGUUCUGGACAAAAACAUGUAGAAGCCAUGGCGGUGGCUAGAUUAUUUUGACAACCGCUUAUGUCGACGUAAACCUUUGCUGUUGCAAUUUAUGCCGGGUGAUGAAUGGAAACAAACGCAGUGUUUUAUGUUACAGUGCUAAUUGUUUUUGCAUGUUGGACAAAACGUUGAAUAAUUUUUCGUGGUUGUCAGGAAGUGCGUGAGAUAUUUUGUUUACUACCAGUAUUCGCAUCAGUGAUUUUCUUUUUGUCUCAGUUUUUAGUAUAAUACUGCUAUUUAUUAUCAAUGUUUUAUUGUUCUUUUGUAUUAGUUAUUGCUGCCCAGCUUAGGUAUUAGAUGUGUCACAUGACCAUUGUUGCUGUACAAAGCUCAACAACAACCAGUGUUGUCAAAUUUUGUUUGCUGUCUAUCAAAUCCAGAGCAGUAUGUGUUGUGUUUAUAUACGAUACAGUGAUUGUGCUGACACUGCAAUGCUGGAAUAAGAAUAUUUGGGAUCACAUACAGCAGCUGGAAGAACAGUCCAGAACAUGAAUAUUC